This is a messenger RNA of Kogia breviceps (pygmy sperm whale), 1251 nucleotides long. RefSeq names its product keratin, type I cuticular Ha1-like. The coding region runs from base 1 to 1251 and encodes 416 amino acids. The record is from RefSeq and is a predicted model, not a curated record. Gene Ontology annotation, biological process: epithelial cell differentiation; intermediate filament organization. Gene Ontology annotation, molecular function: structural molecule activity. Gene Ontology annotation, cellular component: cytoskeleton. The transcript has 7 exons. NCBI's taxonomy places the organism in Eukaryota, Metazoa, Chordata, Mammalia, Artiodactyla, Physeteridae.
AUGCCUUACAGCUGCUCCCUGCCCAGCCUGAGCUGCCACUCCAGCCGCUUUUCCUGGCCCUGCGUGCCCCCCAGCUGGCGCAGCUCCACCCUGCCCGGGUCCUGCAACAUCCUCGCCAAAGUGGGCAACAGCGGCUGGUUCUGCGAGGGCUCCUUCAAUGGCAACGAGAAGGAGACCAUGCGGUUCCUGAAUGACCGGCUGGCCAGCUACCUGGAGAAGGUGCGCCAGCUGGAGCGAGACAACGCAGAGCUGGAGAGCCGUAUCCGGGAGCGGAGCCAGCAACAAGAUCCCCUUGUGUGCCCCAACUACCAGUCCUACUUCCGGACCAUCGAGGAGCUCCAGCAGAAGAUCCUUUGCACCAAGGCAGAGAACACUAGGCUGGUAGUGCAGAUUGACAAUGCCAAGCUGGCCGCAGAUGACUUCAGGAGCAAGUAUGAGAUGGAGCUGGGCUUGCGGCAGCUGGUGGAGUCGGACAUAAAUGGCCUGCGUAGGGUCCUGGAUGAGCUGACCCUGUGCAAGUCCGACCUGGAGGUCCAGGUGGAGUCCUUGAAGGAGGAGCUGAUCUGCCUCAAGAGCAACCACGAGGAGGAAGCCAACUCCCUGCGGAGACAGCUUGGAGACCGCCUCAGCGUGGAGGUGGACGCCGUCCCCACCGUGGACCUGAACGAUGUGCUCAACGAGACCAGGUCUCGGUACGAGGCCCUGGUGGAGAGCAACCGCAGGGACGUGCAGGAAUGGUUCACCAGGCAGACCGAGGAGCUGAACAGGCAGGUGGUGUCCAGCUCGGAGCAGCUGCAGUCCUACCAGGCGGAGAUCACUGAGCUGAGACGCACGGCCCAUGCCCUGGAGGUGGAGCUGCAGGCCCAGCACAGCCUGAGAGACUCUCUGGAGAGCACGCUGGCGGAGACGGAGGCCCGCUACAGCGCCCAGCUGGCCCACGUGCAGUGCCUGGUCAGCAACGUGGAGGCCCAGCUGGCGGAGAUCAGGAGGGACCUGGAGCGGCAGAGCCAGGAGUACCGGCUGCUGCUGGAUGUCCGGGCCCGGCUGGAGUGUGAGAUCAACACGUACCGGGGGCUGCUGGAGAGCGAGGACUGCAAGCUGCCCUGCAACCCCUGCGCCACGACCAAUGCGUGUGGCAAGACCAUCAUCCCCUGCAUCUCCAGUGCCUGCACCCCCUGCGCUCCUGCUGCCCGCUUCUCGCCCUGCGUCCCCCGCCCCCACUGCGGGCCCUGCAACUCCUACAUGUGCUAG